This is a messenger RNA of Cygnus olor (mute swan), 8295 nucleotides long. RefSeq names its product SHH signaling and ciliogenesis regulator SDCCAG8 (gene SDCCAG8). Gene Ontology annotation, cellular component: centriole; centrosome. The transcript is spliced from 19 exons. NCBI's taxonomy places the organism in Eukaryota, Metazoa, Chordata, Aves, Anseriformes, Anatidae. The coding region runs from base 132 to 2570 and encodes 812 amino acids. Gene Ontology annotation, biological process: tube formation; centrosome cycle; neuron migration. The record is from RefSeq and is a predicted model, not a curated record.
CCGGGCGCCGAGCGGCGCGGGGACGGAGCUGCCCAUGCGCUGGCUGCAGACAAUAGCGGGGCAGGGGCUCUGCUCAGUGCGCAGGCGCCGCGGGGAGGUAAACACGGCUUCCCGCGCCUCCGCCAUGCGCUAUGCCUGGCCGCUGUGGAGCCGGGGACGUAGGCGGAAGGCGCGUGCUUGUGCGCAGGCGCGAGCGCGGCCGCAAGCCCCAACAAAGGGGAGCCCAUCCUCCUCCCGGGUACUACACCUCCCAGCAGCCCCUGCGCGGCGCGCUGCAUGCUGGGACUUGUAGUCCCUUCCCCUUGAAAGCCGCAGGGGAGUUCGCUGCGAGCGUGGCCCCGGGAGCCGGCGGCGUCCUGAUGCGGGCGCCCGGCGGGGAGCCCGGCCUGGAGCCCGGCCUGGCGGCGGCUCUGGAGCGCUACCAGCGGCGCCUCCGAGAGCGUGCUAAUGAAAGUAUCCAUCAACUGAAAUAUGCCUUGGAGGAAAGACAGUUUGCAGAGGGUAAGGAGGAAGUUGGAUUUGAUGAGUCCUCUGUGGACAAGGGCAAUGAUGAUGUGGACCGUGGCAAUGAUGAUAGUGAGAAUUCAGCCUGGCAGGAUCUACAGCACAGUCAUGCAGCUAAUCAACUUAAAAUUUUGUUGCAACAUCAAGAAAGAAUGGAAAGUGAAGUCUCUCCAUCACGGAGGAAGAUGCUGUUCUGUAACCCCCCAGAAGCUGCAGCUGAAGAUUUACCAGACCUUUCUGAUCUUGUUCCUAUAAUUAAUGAUCAGUCUCAGUACAUUAACCAUUUAGAAGCGGAAGUGAAGUUUUGCAAGGAGGAAUUGUCUGGGAUGAGAGAUCAAGUUCGAGUAGUUGUGCUUGAAAAUGAGGACCUCCAUCAGAAACUGAAAUUUCUGGCUGCAGAACAUACUUUGAGAGAACAAACUCUUCUAGAUGCCUCAGCAAAUACUCAGAACUCCUGGCCUGUAGGUGGUAAUGACUAUACUCUGCAUCAGUCAGUCACCUCACCAGCAGCAGAUAAUAAAAAUCCAGCUUUGGUUACAGCAUCUGUUGGAGAAAUGGAAAAAUGGCAUAUAGAACUGGAGAAACUGAAACUUCUUUAUCAAGAAAAAGUCAAUAUCCUUGAUGCUCAAGUAAAGUCUCUAAGGAAAGACCUUUCAGAAUCUCAGAAGACAUGCGAAGAUUUGGAAGGAAGGCUAAAACACCAGAAGUCCCUUGUUUCAGCCACACAUCCUAGUCGGGUUGGUGGUCUGUGUUUGAAGUGUGCACAGCAUGAGGCAGUUCUUGCACAGACUCAUUCUAAUGUUCAUGUGCAGAUCAUCGAGAGGGUAACAAAAGAAAGAGAUGACUUGAUGGAUGCACUUGUUUCAGUGAGACGAAACAUGAAAGAGAUGCAGCAAAGAGAAUGCAAUGCUUAUGAGCAAGUUAAACAAGCUGUGCAAAUGGCAGAAGAAGCCAAUCUAGAAAAAACAAAGGCUCUAGUCCAAUGUGAGCAACUGAAAAGUGAGAUGGAACGCCAGAAGAAUCGUCUUGAAAAGGAGUUAGCAGCCCAGCUAAAUAAGAGGACUGAUGAAAAAGAAGCACUGCGGGAAGAAAUGAAGAAAGAAAGGGAGGACUUGGCAGCAAUGGUGACAGCAAUGUCUGAGAAUGUCGCCAUCUUAGAGGCUCAGGUAGAGAGAAUUACAAGGGAAAAGAACUCUCUGGCUAACCAGUUAGAAGAAUCACAACAUCAACUUGCAUCUCAUGAAACAGAGAUGAAUAAGGUGUGUGGAGAAAUGCGCUAUCAGUUGAAUCAAACCAAAAUGAAGAAGGAUGAGGCAGAAAAGGAGCUCAGAGAGUACAGAACAAAAACUAUAAGGGAGCUUGAAAUUAAGGACCAGAAAAUAGAAAAACUGGGAUUAGAGCUGAAUGGAAACAAACAGCGUUUGGAACAAGCCCAGCAGGAUGUGACAGAAGCCAGAGAGGAGUGCCUAAAACUGACAGAACUGCUGAGUAAAUCUGAACACCAACUGCACCUCACCAGACUGGAGAAAGAGAGCAUUCAGCACAGCAUUAGCAAUGAAGCAAAGGCCCAAGCCCUUCAGGCCCAGCAAAGAGAGCAGGAGCUGACACAGAAGAUGCAGCAAAUGGAGGCCCAGCAUGAGAAAACUGUAAAUGAACUGGACUCAUUGCUGACCUCCCAGAAUACAUUCAUAGCAAAAUUAAAGGAAGAAUGUUUUUUGUUGGCAAGAAAGUUGGAACAAAUAUCAGAAAAAUACAGAUCUGAAGUCAACCAGCUUAGUCAGGAAAAAGAGUAUCUUCAUGGCAGAUUGGAGAAGAUGCAAAAACGGAAUGAUGAAUUGGACCAACAAUGUAUCCAGCAUGGGAGAAUGCAUGAGAGGAUGAAGUCGAGGUUGCACCAGCUUGACAAGCACUGCCAGGCCACUGCCCAGCAGUUAGUGGAGCUACUCAACAAACAGAAUCAGCUCUUCAAAGAGAAGCAGCUGCUAACAGAAGAGGUGCAGUUUCUGCGAAUCCAGGAAAAGAAAUGGGAUGCAGAUCUCAAACAGGACACAGAUGGAAUCAAGUAAAAACCUGGAUGGAUAAAGAGAAAUGAGCAUAAAACUCACCCACGGGCUGAAGCAACACAAAUGAGAGAUGCAAGCAGCUCCAUACAGACUACUUACUUACACUCCCAUCUCUUCUGUCUUUCAGUUCUCCUCUGCACCCGUCUGAAACUUGGGCUUGUUUGAAGCUCACACAGAAAAACGUUCGCAGAAAACAGACACGCUGGCUAAUUUCAACUGGUUUAUAUUUGUUUUCAACUACAGAAUCAUAAAUAUUUUGAAACAUUACUCACCUACCAAACUUUCUAGGAAGACAGCUGAGACUUUUCUAAGAAAAGGCUAAGCUUGCAAUCCAGUUUUAACAGCUGUUAUGAAGCGUCAACUUAAUUCAUAAUUUGUACAAUUUUUUUAUAAAAUGUUUUUAUCUAUUUUUGUAAUUUAACAUAGAUGUCUUAUUUACAGAUGGCAAUACCAAUAAACUUAAUUUGAUUCAUUAUUUUUCCUGGUUGUGUCCUUUUGCAUUCAAGGGAAAAUGUGUGUUUGGGGAGGAGGAGAGUGUUCAGAAGUCUAACAAAAAUCACAGUGUGCUUGAGGUUGUAACUCAUGACCGGAACCUACCUGGGUUCCUACCAGGGUACCUACCUGGGAACCUACCAGUUGUACAAGCUAUUUGCCACCUUUAUACAAAGGUCAGAGUCCUAACAACCAUUAAUCCAUCAGAAGGGCAUCAGAAUGAUUGAGGAAUAUUCCCUGUAACGUGGAGUAAUUUCCACAGAGCAGGUUUCCCAUCAAAACAGUUACUGGCUAAUGCCUUUGAGACAAAGGGACCCUUUGUUAGCAAAGGCUAAUACAUACGUGAGGUGCCUGGCUCUCAACACUGAAGUGAUUCUAGACUUUCCCCCUGGAAGAUACUUUGCUAUCUUGGGGAUGGGCAUCAGCUGAACUCUGCUUCAAAUUACUGAACUCAAAACAGUUGGAGGCUACAUUUGGAGGACUUCUUUCCAGUUAACUUCAUAUUUGUAAAGGUUACUUUCCAAAUACCAGGCUGUUUCAGAAAGAAUUCAUCUGAAUCUUUUGCUGAACUAGUGCAUAAUAAACAAUGUAAGAAAAGGUUUCUACAUUCAGUGUAGUUGCUGAAUUGCACUGGUAAAGAGGAAAAAAAAAAGUGCAAAGAACAGUUCCCAGUCAAUAAGGCUACUUCAGCCAGCAUGAACACAUAAAAUGUAACAGAAGUAGGAGUAACAACACAUGCAAUAAGUUACCAUUUGCUGUGGGACACAAUCUUUCAUUCCUUGUAUUUUAAGAAUUACUAGUGGUACAGCCUUAACAUCAAAGUGUUUUUUCUUCCCAUUUCAAUUUCCUGCCAUAUGAAACUGCCAAACACAUCUGAACUCCUCCCUAAACUGCUUCACCGCUAUGACAAUAAACAUGCUUAAAUCGCCUUGGGUCUUUUGGGAAGGGAAAGGCUGCUGAUGAAAAUUCCUUUCUAGCACAACUAUGGGUUCUCCACGCUAGUCAGGUGGACAAUUUUAUUUUAUUUCUCACUACUUUAUAGAUGGUUACAUAGGUAAGAAUAUAUGUUUAUAAAUCUGCAAAUUUAUUUCUUUUCCCCACACCAUAAAUCUGUGUUUAAAUAGGAGCAGUGCCUAUCAGCCACAUGCGCAAAGGACCUCAGGCACCCAGUCCCAGCACUUAAGGCUUCAAUGAGAUCCUGGAGCUGCUGUGCCACGGCCUGGGGGCACAGCUGGACCCUCAACCUUUCUGGACCUACCUCACCUACCAGGUGGCUCGGGGUGGCUGUGUGCAGAGGACAACUGCCAGCCACCGCUGUGUCUACAAGGAUCAAUUUCUCUGCAGCAGCAACUACCUCGUAGCAAUUGCUUACUCACUAUGCACACAGAGCACCAGGUCUACCCCGCUCCUGUUCCCCCCACCCCGCCCUCUUCCUAGCCACAAAAUGCUUACUUUUACAAAGUUUACAAAGUUCAGAUCAGGCAAUUACAUCCAGGAGCUUCCAUGCCCACAGCUACAGCAUCGCCCCGCCGAGGUAUCACCCCUGUACCUCCAUGCACAAUGAGCAGAGGCUCCUUCCAUGGCCACAGCCAAGUCCUGUCACUGAUCUGCAAAUACUAUUGCAACUAAUGUCUGUCUGCCUGUCCCUUUCUUCUGCUCCUUCUGGCCUAUUUCAAGGGGAAAACAAGAAAGACCCGGCUCACACACUUACUUACGUUCCAGGGAAGGGUUCAUGUCUGAGAACUGAGCUAAAACCCAGAUGACCGACUGCUCCAGGGACACUCAGCCCUCCUGGCCGGCUGCUGCAAUUAGGCUUGGGCCAGCUGGCGGGCAUCAAUGAGUCCCACCCCGAGGUGCCCUGCAAAUCACACCUUCCCCUUGCUUCCUCCACCACGCUGCCGAGCUAUGACUUGAGGCUACGGAUUUCAUUCGAUGACAACUCGCUUAAAUGUUGGGUGUUCUGAUAGGAAUGUAACCCUGCGUAAUCAGUACUUGAAAAGUACAACCCAAAUUUACUUUUAGAAGUUACAUACACCUUGUAGAGUUAACACAGACCGCCUGUAUGGAAAUAGCCUUGGGCCACAGCACAAAUACAUCUUGCUUAGCCAUAAAAACCUCUUUUCUUUUUUUUUGACAAUACUGUAACUUAAUUUACAAACUGAAACUGAUCACCCAGUAUCUGAAAUACGUCACAUCAAGUUAGUUAUCACUAGGACUUCACAGCAAAUAAAACUUUGAACUAAACAUGCACAGAUCAUUAUAUAUACAGUGAUAAAAAAAUAACGAUGUACAUUUUCUUGUAAGAAGAAAUUAAGUAAAUUCUUUGUGCAUUUCAGGAUUGAAACAUCUAACCUAUAUAAAAUUACUUUAAAAUAUGAAGUAAAUAUUUAAACCAAAACUUGAGAAAUCUUUUGUAAUCUGCAAUAUAGCCUUCUUGUUUCAGAUUUUCUUUCUCUGACACAGAACAGAUUAGGAACUUUAUCCUCUAAGAUAUUUAAUAAUGAUGUGCAGAUAUAAAAAAAUACGUCCUUUGUGGCAAGCUUGAACAUAUAUAUAAUAUAUUUACAAACCUCCAGAACAAAUUAGCAUUAAAAAACACAGAAGUAGCAGAUUGACAUAGUGUUUUAUUUAAGCUGUCUGUACGAAGGAAAAUAAUGUGCAUCCCUAUCAUAUACGUGUAAAAAUACUAAGGAUGUACAGUGUACAAAAACAGUUUCUUGUAGUUAUUUCACAUCCUUGUGGGUCAUAUACUUAAGGAAAUAAACAGUUUAAGUAUGACCAACAGUAAUACGGUUUCUUGGGUUCAUAGUCGUGUCUGCUUAAUAUCCUUAACCAUAUGACUAGAUCUUGCAUGGAUCUAAUGAAAGAACUAGCAAGGUCAAGAAAUGUCACAAACUCUAAAGCUACAGGGAGGUAAUUCAAUUAUCAAUUUAGAGGUUUUUAUUUAAAUAAAUACUUUACAUUUCAUGCUUGCCUGUAAUGCACUACCAGGAGCAAGAUAAGGAAAUUCUACUGUAGACAGUACAAACAGUAGCAGCAAAGUGUGUACAUUGAGGUGUAAUAUAUAGACCCUGCAGUUAGUAAGGAAAGACCUUACUUUUGUACUCUAGGAGAAGCACAUGGCCCCUGCAAGAACAGUCAGCUUUAAGAAGCCGCAAGUAAAGAUGGAAAAAACGUAAAACAAUACUGGAAUAAAUGUUCUGUAAGCAACAGGAAUGUACUGGAAGAUGGAUUAGUGUGGAAAGCAAAGCCGUGUGCAAAACUGCCAAAACCCAAACAGAAAUGACCUAUUUCCUCCGAGAUGGCUGCAGUACAAGAGGGCAUACUGUCUGCCAUGGAAGUCAGUACAAGCUGGAGUCAAAGUCUGAAAUGUACUGUGCUCGAAAGGCUCAUCAAGGUAACCAGCCACUACCACGCACUGUCCAAACCCGACUACAGCUGCAAACACGCAAAGAAGAGCUUUGAGAGUUUCUCCCAGCACAGCUUGUUAAUUUCUCUUUCUAUCUCUAACACUGCUGAGAGGGAAUUCCCCAGCCCUGGGCAGCAUUAAAUGACUGCUGACUCUCUCCAUAGCACAAACUUGAUCUAUGAUAUUUUGGAAGGCAGAUAACACAAUACACACUGAUUGAAGCCUUAAAAAGUUUUCAGAUAAUUUGCCCACAGAUAUUUACUGCGAACUGCGCUCUAACUAGCUACACGGUGAUGAACCUAGCCACAGGGUUUCUUUCUUCUCAACACGAGGAAAGGUUGGCCAGAGGCACAACUCCAGUUGGUCAUUAGCUAUAGGUGCCCUGUGUCAAAAAAUUUAUUGCUGUUAAAAGCUGGAAAAAAAAAAAAAAAAAAAAAAACACCACAGGCAUAUAACACAGAUUUUGAAUCACCAUAGUUUUAGUCUGUAAGCACGAGGCCUUUGCAGAAAACUAAUUAAUGCCCAUCUCCUAAGUAAUUGGUUAUUUCAGUCACUCACUCGCUGUGUCAGUACAGACACUUCUGCAGACCUGCAAUGCAUUUACUGUGCUCGCUCUCUCUACAGAGGGAUAAUUUCUACACGUCUAGCGUUACGAGGAGACAGAAUGAGAUCCUAUGUAGUUAGCAUAUACCUCAUGAUAUAUUUCUGACUGAUUAUCCAUCCGUUACUAAAGAUAAAACAUGAAACAUGAAAAAUUGUCUAAAUUAGUCUGCGUCUUUAGCUGCCUUGCUAAAAUGCCCAUUUGCCCCUUGACUGUCCCAGCAUAUGCACUGCCAGCAGUGGGCUUCACGCCAGGAUACUCAACUUUCCACAUCAAGAGGCUAAGGCAUCUGCGUAUGAACAUCUCCUUUCAGACUCACCUCCUCACUCACACAACGCAAUCAGUAAUACUCUGUGAUAUCACAGUCUUCGUGGGAGCUAACAAGAUACGGACACAGAGAUACUUCAAAUGAUAAUCCCAUGGAGUCAGGGUUUUCAGAUGCCGUUAGCAAGGGCACGUGCACAUCAUUACUGCACUGCAAAAUAUCCCAGCUCCUAGCACCAAAGGGUUUAUUAUUAAGAUUAUCAUUGCUGAAGAUCAAAGCUAGAGCUUGUGCACAUGUUCUGUUAGAUACAGAUCUUCGGAAAUGGAAAGACGUUUUCCUGUCAGUGGAGUGUUUCUCGCGAUGCUUUAAAUUCGGUCAAUCGGGUACCACGGUCACAUGUAACAUGCUGAGUUUCGUAACUCUUUUGGCUGAGGACAAACUUUCCUUGAGAAUGGCUGAUCCCAGAAAUUUACUAUUUUAACUAUUAGAAUAAAGUGCUUUUCUUGUAAUCACUGUGGUCUCAUUGUUCAAAUGUGUUUCCUUCAUAUAGGAUAGACAUUUUCUAUUGUGCCAUCAGGCUUUUACAGUAUCUUUAUCCUGAAUAGAGCACAAGAUGUAGCUUUUUUGUUUAUUUGUUUUUAACCCUUUGGCACAUGAAGUUGGAACUCCUCACCUCCGCUGCCAAAGAAUUAAAAGACAGUAUUUCAUUCACAAAAAUCUGAUUCUAAGCAGUAUGUACAAUUUCAGAGCCUUGUUAAAAUUUCCACAUGGGAUAAAAGUGCAUUAUUCCCUUCAGCUUGUACAGUCCUUCCAUAUAUUACAAAAUUAACUGCUAUAAGCCUGUUCUAUCUAAGAUGUAGCAGCAUUUGCAAACAUGACACAUACAAACCUUAUCUCUAAAAAUAAAUACUACCGCAGUAUAACCAAAAAAAAAAUGGAAAGGAAAGAAAAAAAAAAAGAA